UAAUUCGAGAAAAAAAUGCGCAAACUCCGAGAAACGGCGACCGCGGGUCUUUGUUGUUGCGUUACAAUACGUACUUUUUCGCCCGUCACGUGUGACGGCGAAAAGGCGAGCCGCGAGGGUUGUUAUUCUAUUUCCGACGAACGAACGGAAACCGUAUCCAUAUUUCCAGUUCAAUCUGAACAACGACCAACCGAUUUUUCUUCUUUGUUGCAGAGCCUUAACGGAAGACUAUUGUUCGCCAUCAUAGCAUCGGCUUUUGGUUCGGCAUUCCAACAUGGCUACAACACUGGUGUGGUGAACGCUCCCCAAACCCUGAUCGAAACAUGGAUUGGCAGUGUGCUUUCGGACAGAAACGAUGGUAAGGCAGCAGACAAAUCGCAAGUGACAUUGAUAUGGGCCGUUGCGGUGGCCAUAUUCUGUUUCGGUGGUAUGAUUGGGGGCUUGUGUACCGGAAUCGUGGCCGAUAAGUUUGGUCGUAAGGGCGGUUUACUUGUAUCCAAUUUACUGGUCGUCAUUUCAGCUGCACUUCAAGGUGUUUCAAAGAUGUAUUCGUCGUACGAGCUUAUAAUCAUUGGACGGUUUAUUAUCGGUAUUAAUUCCGGACUUAACGCCGGAUUGACUCCUAUGUACCUGGCUGAAAUCUCUCCCAUUAAUUUACGUGGAUCCGUAGGAACUGUUUACCAGCUAGUUGUUACAAUUUCGAUAUUGAUUUCCCAAAUAUUGGGUUUGGACUACAUUUUGGGUACAGCUGAGCGUUGGCCAAUAUUGUUGGCUUUAAUUAUCAUUCCGGGCAUAUUCAUGUUCAUCACAUUGCCAUUCUGUCCAGAAUCACCAAAGUACACGCUGAUCAAUAAGAAGAAAGACAUCGAAGCCGAGAGAGGACUUCAGUGGCUCAGAGGAACGAUUGAAGUGCACGAUGAGAUGGAUGAAAUGAGAGCCGAAAACGAAGCGAUGAAAGUUAUUCCACGCGUAACUCUUCGUGAGAUGUUGUCGAACCCGAUGUUGAAAACUCCGCUAGGAAUAUCUGUUAUGAUCAUGUUGUGUCAACAAUUGUCCGGUAUCAACGCCGUCAUGUUCUUCUCUACAAAAAUCUUCAACAUGGCUGGCAUGUCUGAUGACGGAGCCAAGUACGCCACGCUCGGCAUGGGCACACUCAACGUGAUAAUGACGCUGAUUUCUCUGUUUUUGGUCGAACUUACCGGCCGUAAAACUCUAUUAAUGAUUGGAUUCUCGUCCAUGUUUGUCAUCACCGUUAUGCUUACCAUCUCUUUGAUGUUUGUUGUCGGUAAUACUAUUGUGUCUUAUUUGGCUAUCGUACUCGUUAUGGCCUUUGUCAUUGCGUUUGCUGUUGGCCCAGGAUCCAUACCGUGGUUCUUAGUGGCUGAACUAUUUAACUCGUCUGCUCGACCACUAGCUACCAGCAUAGCCGUUGGAGUCAACUGGACGGCUAACUUUGUCGUUGGCCUGGGUUUCCUACCUCUACAGGGAUUGUUGGGCUCAAACGUGUUCCUCAUAUUUGUCGUGUUGCUCGCGCUAUUCGUGUUAUACGUUUACAAAAAAGUUCCAGAAACCAAGAACAAAACGUUGGAAGAGAUUCAAAUGUUGUUCAGACAAGAAUCGUACAAAUAAUCAGGCGUGUCCUGUGUUACAAAAUAGUAAUAAUAAUAAUACUAUGACACCACCGAGUAAAAGAUUCCUCAGUCAGAAAUUAUAUACAAUACAAAUACAUAUACCUAUUAAAUAUAUAAUUAUACAUUUAUGUAUAUAUUAUAUAUAUUAUA
This is a messenger RNA of Melanaphis sacchari, 1781 nucleotides long. RefSeq names its product solute carrier family 2, facilitated glucose transporter member 1-like. The coding region runs from base 16 to 1629 and encodes 537 amino acids. The transcript has 8 exons. Gene Ontology annotation, molecular function: hexose transmembrane transporter activity. Gene Ontology annotation, biological process: monosaccharide transmembrane transport. The record is from RefSeq and is a predicted model, not a curated record. Lineage: Eukaryota; Metazoa; Arthropoda; Insecta; Hemiptera; Aphididae. Gene Ontology annotation, cellular component: membrane.